CAAUGAGGGAUCCUACCUUAUAGUUUUGAAACUAGACCUAAUGAAUGAAGAUUCUGUGUCUCUUUGAUAACUUUUACCAUGACCAUAAUAUUUUUACAGGCAAUCAGAGCCAACUGGCAUUUCUCGAGUCUGAUGAUGAGUUUUCAUUCAAACUUCGGUUUGGUGUUUUUUACAGUGUAAAUUGCAUCAAGUUGUUUGAUGCUAAAUGGAAAAUGUGGUUAGAUUUUGAUUGCAAUGCAGUUGAAAGUUGCUGUUACCCCACAGCCUCGUCAUAUUUUUAUGUAGUAAUGGGAGCUUCUCCAGUUCUACUUUUUCCAGGCACCACAAAUCAUUAUUACCAUAUAAUGCUCAUGCUUGAGGACUCUUUUGAGGAGCUGUAAUUGCCGCAUCUCGUUGCUCAUUCUAGCAGUUGGAUGUCAUCUCAUGCUCUGGCUGACUAAUUUCAGUUACCCUUGUAAUCAAGAGGAAAAAAAAAACCAUUAGAUCAACUCCUAUCAAAUUAUCAGGGCAUAUUUUUCUAAUCAUGAUCAAUUCUUUUUGAUCAAAUUUUGAGGCUUUUCUUACAUAUUAACAAAAAUCUCCCAAAUUAAACAGGAAAGCAAGCAAAAAUAAAAAUAUUAAAAGAAAAAAAAAGAUUAUAGGACGGGGACUGAGACACAAAGAUAAGAAUGUCGGUAAGGUUGUGAUAUCAUCCGUUCAAUUUCCUGGGACCUCCGUUUAGUGCUGGAUUUUCUCUGUGAUGGAUAAUCAUUUGCUGGAAGAUUGAUUUAGACGUCUUAUAAAUAGGUUUCCCUUCCCUGAGGACGGAAAUCGACGAGGGCAAUUUGUCUAGGUGUGCGUUUCUCAAUUAGGUCCUCGAUUAGGUACCCAAGUUUAAGAUCUCGAAAUUCUCUCUAUUAGGCAAAAUUUUUUUUCUUUUACAAUUUUAAACCCUGUUCCGCUUUCUCUGAUCACUCUGUCUAAAAGCAAAAAAAAUAUAGCGAAUGAAAUUUGAAUUAUUUUAUUCCAAGUGGCAUCCAUGCCCUCUCUUUCCGAAGUUGAAAGACGAAGAUGCCCCGGUACCGUACUCGUGUCCGUCGUUGCUGUCACUUAGACUGCGCCAUGCCAAAAAGGGUAUACCUUCAAUUACAACCAUCAAAGUAAGGGGCGUUCCGAGAAUCGAACUCGGGACCUCUCGCACCCAAAGCGAGAAUCAUACCACUAGACCAAACGCCCAGUCGGCAGUCGAGGGGAAAUUUUUA
Molecule: messenger RNA, 1241 nt
Organism: Durio zibethinus
Lineage: Eukaryota; Viridiplantae; Streptophyta; Magnoliopsida; Malvales; Malvaceae
Source: RefSeq, a predicted model, not a curated record